AUGCCUACCACAUCAAUCACGGAGAUGAAAACUGCUGGCCAGGUGCUGUCUACCACACCCAUGAAAGGAAGAAAAGCUCCACCAAGUCAUUACACAUUCAAAAUUCAGUCCUUCUCAUUGCUUUCAAAGGCCUCCAUUGAAAAAUGUGUCUCAGAAGAGUUUGAAGCAGGAGGUUAUAAAUGGAGUCUAUCUAUUUACCCAACUGGGAACACAAAAGGAAAUGGACAAGGUCAUGUUUCUAUUUAUUUGAUGCUUAUGGACACAACUUCAUUACCUAAUGAUUGGGAAAUCAACGCGAUUAUAAACUUUUCUGCAUACAAUUUUAAUGACGACGAGUAUGUUACAACACAUGAUGCAACUGUUAGGCGUUUUCAUGUCAUGAAAACAGAAUGGGGUAUCUCGAAAUUCAUCAACCUUGAAACAUUUCUUAACCCUUCAAAUGGAUAUCUGAAUGACGAUGAUUGCGUUUUCGGAGCCGAAGUUUUCAUCGUGAAGACCACGAAUAAAGGAAAUUGCUUAUCGAUGAUACAGAAAUCUGCCACAGUUUCACAUAGCUGGAAAUUUAGCAAAUUUUCAUUUGCAAAUUUGGACAAUUAUGAGUUUGAAUCAUUUGUAGCUGGAGACUAUAAAUGGAAGCUUCUGUUAUACCCUAACGGAGUAGUUGAAGGAAAGGGUAUAUGCGUUUCAUUAUUUUUAGCUUUGGAUGCUUCAACUCUUCCAGCUAACACUAAACUUGUUGUGGAAUGCACUCUUCGUGCCAAAGACCAAAUCAGCGGCCAACAUGCUCAACGAAAAUUUAAUCGCAAAUUCUCCAGCUCAAAUUUAGUGUGGGGGUCUAGACAACUCGUGACUUUGACUAAGCUAAAAAAUCUGAGUAAUGGGUUUUUGGUGGAAGAUACUUGUAUAUUUGAAGUUGAGUUUUUAGUUGUUGGAUUAGUUACACCUAGAAUUGAUUGA
Molecule: messenger RNA, 957 nt
Organism: Lathyrus sativus (Indian pea)
Lineage: Eukaryota; Viridiplantae; Streptophyta; Magnoliopsida; Fabales; Fabaceae
Source: the annotation of a GenBank genome assembly